GCGCAUGGGGAGUGGUUGGUGGUUGCCAAACGAAGGUACUUAAUUACUGCGCAUUCCAUCCCAUUUAAUUGCUUAUUAAAUCCUAACCAGCCAAUUAGCAGCAGCAAUUACAGCUUCAUUCAGUGACACAAUCGCUAUUUUAUCGUUUGUUAAUCAAAUGCUUAUUUAGGGUCCUGGUUUAUUAACUCUUUCCGCAGUAGGCACCGGCGGGGUGGCGGGAGAAGAGGCACCUGGCCAUGUCUGGGUUGGGGGGCGUGGAUAUCGUGGGACUGUGCCGUGUGUCAUGUCCCCAUGGGGGCAUGUGUGUGCAGCACUGAGCCAUCCUCACCACCCUGGGGACAGCCAGCCCCGAUGUGCCAUGUAAGCGUGGGUGUCAGUGGCACAGGAUAGGGCGCGCUGCUGUGCCCCCCUGCCGUGUCACCACCGCUUGUCCAGCAUCCCUGUGCCACUCUGGGGUGCAGCAGGGUAGGAUGUGGCCCCUGGUCAGUGCCUCACAGCGUGCUGGAGAAGGGGGUUGCAGGCGCCCAGGAGGCGUGAGCGAUGGCCCUUGUUGGUCACACUACAUUUCCUUUUCAUUAGUGCUAAGUGUGGACAUGAGGGAUCGGCAAAGGUUCAGCGGGCACAGCCACUGCGUGGCUGCUUUCCCUGAUGGAUGGCAGGGUGGGAGAGGGCUGCCGCACUGCUGGUGGAGGGGACAGUGGCGAGGCACAGGGCCACUGGCGUGUGGCUGUGCCGCCGUGGGUGAUGUCCCAGCCAGGGCACGUGGAGGUGGCCGAGCCCCAUCUCCCCACAGGUGCUCAGCAAAGCGCGACUGUGGCCAACCCAGCAUCUGGUGCAUCCUCGGACCUGCUGCCGCACUUCCAGCUGGAGCCGGAGGAUGUCUACAUUGUGAAGAACAAGGCAGUGAGCCUGGCCUGCCGUGCCACCCCUGCCACCCAGAUCUACUUCAAGUGCAAUGGCGAGUGGGUGCACCAAGGUGACCACGUCACGCAGCACAGCACCGACCGCAGCACCGGGCUGCCAGUCAUGGAAGUGCGCAUCGAGGUCACCCGCCAGCAAGUGGAGAAGAUCUUUGGGCUGGAGGAGUACUGGUGCCAGUGCGUGGCCUGGAGCUCCUCUGGCACCACCAAGAGCCAGAAAGCCUUCGUGCGCAUCGCCUAUCUGCGCAAGAACUUCGAGCAGGAGCCGACAGCCAGGGAGGUCUCCAUUGAGCAGGGCAUCGUGCUGCCAUGCCGCCCUCCCGAGGGCAUCCCCCCGGCCGAGGUGGAGUGGCUGCGCAAUGAGGAGCUGGUGGAUCCGGCACUGGACGCCAACGUCUAUGUGACGCCAGAGCACAGCCUGGUGCUGCGUCAGGCCCGCCUGGCCGACACCGCCAACUACACCUGCGUGGCUAAAAACAUUGUGGCCCGUCGCCGCAGCGCCUCUGCUGCCAUCACUGUCUAUGUGAACGGCGGCUGGUCGACGUGGACGCAGUGGUCAGGCUGCAGCACCAGCUGUGGACGGGGUUGGCAGAAGCGGAGCCGGACGUGCACCAACCCCACACCCCUCAAUGGGGGUGCUUUCUGUGAGGGCCAAAAUGUGCAGAAAACCGCCUGCACCACCCUCUGCCCAGUGGACGGCGCCUGGUCGGAGUGGAGCAAGUGGUCGGAGUGCGGGGCCGAAUGCACCCACUGGCGCAGCCGCGAGUGCUCGGAGCCAGCGCCACGCAACGGGGGCCGGGACUGUCAUGGCCCCGAGCUGGACACCCGCAACUGCACCUCUGAGCUCUGCACCCACGCUGCCCCCGGCGCAGAGGAUGUAGCACUGUACGUGGGGCUGGUGGCCGUGGCCGUGUGCCUGGUGCUGCUGCUGCUGGUGGGGGUGCUGGUGUACUGCCGCAAGAAGGGGGGCCUGGACGCUGAUGUGGCCGAUUCCUCCAUCCUCACCGCCGGCUUCCAGCCUGUCAGCAUCAAACCCAGCAAGGCUGACAACCCCAGCCUGCUCACCAUCCAGCCAGACCUCAGCACCACCACCAUGACCUACCAGGGCUCGCUCUGCCCACGCCAGGACGGCCCUGCCAAGCUCCAGCUGCCCAACGGGCACCUGCUGAGCCCGCUGGGUGCCGGCCGGCACACGCUGCACCACAGCUCACCCGCCGCCGAGGGUGCUGACUUCGUGGCCCGGCUCUCCACACAGAGCUACUUCCGCUCCCUGCCCCGCGGCACCAACAACAUGGCCUAUGGCACCUUCAACUUCUUGGGGGGGCGGCUCAUGAUCCCCAACACAGGGAUCAGCCUGCUCAUCCCGCCCGAUGCCAUCCCGCGGGGGAAGAUCUAUGAGGUCUACCUGACCCUGCACAAGCAGGAGGAGGUGAGGCUGCCCCUAGCUGGCUGCCAGACACUGCUGAGCCCCAUCGUCAGCUGUGGCCCCCCUGGGGUCCUCCUCACCCGCCCCGCCAUCCUGGCCAUGGGGCACUGCGUGGAAGCCAGUGCUGAGAACUGGAGCAUCCGGCUGAAGAAGCAGUCGUGUGAGGGCACGUGGGAGGACGUGCUGCAGCUGGGCGCUGAGCCGUGCACGGAGCUGUACUACUGCCAGCUGGAAGCGCAGGCUUGCUACGUGUUCACGGAGCAGCUGGGGCGCUUCGCCCUGGUCGGGGAGUCCCUCAGCAUGGCGGCCUCCAAGCGCCUCAAGCUGGUCCUGUUCGCGCCGGCCGCCUGCCCCUCGCUCGAGUACAACAUCCGCGUCUACUGCCUGAGUGACACCCAGGACGUCCUCAAGGAGGUGAUCCAGCUGGAGAAGCAGCUGGGAGGGCAGCUGAUCGGAGCGCCCCGGGUGCUGCACUUCAAGGACAGCUACCACAACCUGCGCCUCUCCAUCCACGAUAUGCCCAGCUCCCUCUGGAAGAGCAAGCUGCUCGCCAGCUACCAGGAGAUCCCCUUCUACCACAUCUGGAGUGGGCUGCAGCCCUUCCUGCACUGCACCUUCACCCUGGAGCGCCUGAGCACCAGCACCUGUGAGCUGGCCUGCAAGAUCUGGGUCUGGCAGGUGGAGGGAGACGGGCAGAGCUUCACCGUCAACUUCAACAUCGCCAAGGACACAAGGUUUUCAGACUGGCUGGUCCCCGAUGAGGUGGGCACCCCGGCUCUGGUGGGCCCCAGUGCCUUCAAGAUCCCCUUCCUCAUCCGCCAAAAGAUCAUCAGCAGCCUGGACCCGCCGGGCACACGGGGAGCUGACUGGAGGACACUGGCACAAAAGCUCAACCUUGACAGCCAUCUCAGCUUCUUCGCCUCCAAGGCCAGCCCCACAGCCAUGAUCCUCAACUUGUGGGAAGCGCGGCACUUCCCCAAUGGCAACCUCUCCCAGCUGGCUGCCGCCGUGGCCGAGGUGGGCAAGCAGGACGGUGCCCUCUUCUCCGAGGCUGAGUGCUGAGCAUGGUGGGUCCCAGGGGACCACCACCAUGCAGCUGAGGGGGGCCCUGGCUGGCCCACCCGGCUCCUACUGCCCACAGCGCCAUGAGGAGGCUGCCUGGCCCCCUUGGGAGAGCAGGAUGCCCCUGCCCCAUGGCAGCCAGGCCCUCCAACACUGUGGCAGCGGGACUCAGCCCAGCCCCAGGGGUCCCAGAGCCCCGAGGAGGGGGACUGGGGGGGCACUGGGUGUGCGUCGUGCGUGCAGUGCCGUCGUGCUGUCUGCGUGUGGGGCCAGCUGGCCCCGGGCCCCGUGCCGUGUUGUGUAAAGCCCGUUUUUUUAAUUCUGUAUUAAGUGCAUUCAAGUAUUUACACUUGGCCUUAUGUACAUAGCGGUGCCGCGGGCGGGGGGUCUGCCGGACGUGAAUGUAAAUAAAUUCGAUAUAUAUUGCUAUGUGGGGCUAUGCCCGGCCAUGCACUGCCCCACGCCCCUCAGGAUCCCCCC
Ficedula albicollis (Collared flycatcher) is the source of this 3888-nucleotide messenger RNA. RefSeq names its product unc-5 netrin receptor A (gene UNC5A). Bases 649 to 3408 code for a protein of 919 amino acids. Gene Ontology annotation, molecular function: protein binding; netrin receptor activity. Gene Ontology annotation, cellular component: membrane. Gene Ontology annotation, biological process: anterior/posterior axon guidance; netrin-activated signaling pathway. NCBI's taxonomy places the organism in Eukaryota, Metazoa, Chordata, Aves, Passeriformes, Muscicapidae. The record is from RefSeq and is a predicted model, not a curated record. The transcript is spliced from 15 exons.